AUGAGCACUUUACACAGAUUGGCUCAUGGAGUCACCGCCCAAGUCCUGAGCCUCACUGCCAUCCCCGAGGGAGGGGAGACCAUCACCUCGGUGUUAGAGACGGGGAGCCGUGUGUUCAGUUACACACCCCGGGCUCUCUACGUCUCCUGCAAGACCUCCCAGUGGGGUGUACUGACUGGUGAGGAUGUAGACCUGCUCUCUGUGGCUGAGAUGGUGGCCCUGGUGGAACAGCGGGCCGCCCUGGCCCUGCAGAACUACCCACGCCCCGGCACCCCGGCGCCUGUGGUCUUCGUGUCAGCUGAGCAGGGUGGGCCUGCCAAAGGGCUGGGGUCCGAGCGGAGGUCUGGUGGCGGGGACUGCAGCCGCGUAGCUGAGGCAGUGGCCCACUUUGAGGCCCAGCGGGACAGCCCUCCAGCCAAAGGCCUCCGCAAAGAGGAGCGGCCUGGGCCCGGCCCAGGGGAGGUGCGCAUCGCCUUUCGUAUCUCCAACGGCCGAGAGCCCCGGGCGCCCGACGGCAGCUUGCCCAACGGGAGCAGCGGCCGGCCCGGUUGUGCCUACCCUGGCAGCCCAGGCCCCGGGGCCCGAGCCAAGGACAAGAUCACCUGUGACCUGUACCAGCUCAUCAGCCCCUCUCGGGAUGCCCUGCCCAGCAAUGUGGAGUUCCUUCUGGCUCGGGCGGAUGAAGCCAGCGAGGGGGAGAGCCCGGUCCCUGCCAGGCCUGAGGACACUCCCCCGGCGCCCCCUCCACCCCCUGCCCGGGACUGCGGCGCGUCAGGCUUCCACGUGGACGUGGUAGUGACGGGUGUGGUGGACGAGUGCAUCUUCUUUGGCAAGGAUGGCACCAAGAAUGUGAAAGAGGAGACGGUGUGCCUGACGGUCAGCCCCGAGGAGCCGCCCCCACCGGGCCAGCUCUUCUUCCUCCAGUCCCGGGGUCCGGACGGGCCCCCCGAGCCGCCCCCAGCCGACUCCCCCACCACCGCGCCAGGCCCGGACGACGCUGAGGGGACAGCGGACACCUCCCUGUGCCGCCUGUAUCGGCACGUGUCGCACGACUUCCUGGAGAUCCGCUUCAAGAUCCAGCGGCUGCUGGAGCCGCGGCAGUACAUGCUGCUGCUGCCCGAGCACGUACUGGUGAAGAUCUUCAGCUUCCUGCCCACGCGGGCCCUGGCGGCCCUCAAGUGCACCUGCCACCACUUCAAGGGCAUCAUUGAGGCGUUCGGUGUGCGGGCCACAGACUCGCGCUGGAGCCGCGACCCCCUGUAUCGCGAUGACCCUUGCAAGCAGUGCCGCAAGAGAUAUGAGAAGGGUGACGUGUCGCUCUGCCGCUGGCACCCGAAGCCCUACCACCACGACCUGCCUUACGGACGUUCCUACUGGAUGUGCUGCCGCCGAGCGGACCGCGAGACACCUGGCUGCCGCCUGGGUCUGCACGAUAACAACUGGGUGCUGCCCUGCAACGGGCCGGGCGGGGGCCGGGCCGGCCGGGAGGAAGGGAGGUGA
Messenger RNA from Puma concolor (puma), 1500 nucleotides. Lineage: Eukaryota; Metazoa; Chordata; Mammalia; Carnivora; Felidae. The record is from RefSeq and is a predicted model, not a curated record.